Halichondria panicea is the source of this 989-nucleotide messenger RNA. Its product is annotated as geranylgeranyl pyrophosphate synthase-like. Gene Ontology annotation, biological process: isoprenoid biosynthetic process. Gene Ontology annotation, molecular function: prenyltransferase activity. The transcript has 8 exons. Lineage: Eukaryota; Metazoa; Porifera; Demospongiae; Suberitida; Halichondriidae. Bases 126 to 869 code for a protein of 247 amino acids. The record is from RefSeq and is a predicted model, not a curated record.
AAUGCGAAAGUUUAUACCCUCGAAAUAUACCUGCUAUACGGUACUUGUUGCCCUAUUACUAGGCAUUCAGCUAUUGGUUGAAUAUCCCUGACGACAAAAAGGAGGCCAUCCAGCUGGUCACACAGAUGUUGCACAAUGCCAGUCUGUGUAUAGACGACAUUGAAGAUAACUCCAAACUAAGGAGGGGAAUCCCUGUGGCUCACAGCAUAUUCGGUGUUGCACAGACAAUCAAUUCGGCUAACUACAUCUACUUCCUGGCUCUGGAAAAGACCAUGGCCCUGGGGCACCCUAACGCUGUGAAUAUUUUCACCACUCAGUUGCUACAGCUUCAUCGUGGACAGGGUAAAGACAUCUACUGGAGGGACUGCUACAUUUGCCCCACGGAGGCCGAGUACAUGGAAAUGGUCCAGCAGAAGACUGGCGGACUGUUUAAACUGGCUGUUGAUCUUAUGCAGCUGUUCAGUGAAAACAAAGCAGACUACUCAGCACUACUGGAUGCACUCGGCCUCUUUUUCCAAAUCAGAGACGACUAUGCAAACCUGGUCUCAAAAGAGUACACCGAAAACAAGAGCUUCUGUGAGGAUCUAACAGAGGGAAAGUUCUCUUUCCCCAUCAUUCACGGCAUCCAACACGACAGGGACUCCUCCAAACUUAUCAGCAUUUUGAAGCAAAGAACAACAGACAAUGAUAUUAAGAAGUACUUCCUACAGUGUCUUGAAGAGGCCGGGUCAUUUGCCCACACCAAACAGACUCUAGUGCAGCUGGAGGCAAGUGCCCUAGGGGAAAUCAAGAAGCUUGGGGGAAAUCCCCAACUGGAACAGAUAGUCCUCAAAUUGGCAGAACUGUACAAACCAGAACAAACUGAAUAGUUGGUAUUGUAACAGUAUAACAGCAGACUUGAAAUAUUUUUGGCCCACUCCAUUUUUGUGUGCAUUAAAUUUGUCAGAAUGUAGGAUUUUUAAUAAUAUAAUAAUAAUGAUUGUCGAAAA